AUGUUUGGGAGCUGCUGUGGUGUCCAUAAGGGUGUGGCCAGGUAGCUGUGUGGUGAAGUAGCACAUGUAUUCUUUGCGCCACGGUGCGACAAAUGUAGAAUUCAGUACCAUACAUCCCGCUUGACUUUUUAGCUGACUGGCAUGGCAGACAUACCUCGAAACAUUCGGGUCAAGCUUGAAGAGGCGAUCGAGGGGCUCACAUAUCCGGCUAACACCGUCGAGUACGUGUUCGAAGACGAGCCUUUGCCGCUAGUCGACAACAGCGACCAGGUAACACUGGUGGUCGACAUGUCGAGCGACGGCAGUCAGCCAGACAAUGUGCAGUCGCUAUCCUCGUCGUUCAUGGUGUCCGGGUUUGACUGGACAAAGCACGACGAUGUGCAUGAUUUGGUUGUGAGCGGUAUAUCGCUGGACAGCGCGCAUUUGACAGAGCCAGUGGCCAUAGACAGCCGGCUAGGUGCCAGCGCAAGCACGCGCGACUUGUUCCAGUCGAUGCAGCGCACGUCGCACAUGCUGGCGACUCGGGUUGAUAUGGUCAAGAAGGCGCUUGAUAACAAUGACGGCAACAAGCCGGACGAGGCUGGCAAGGACACAUCAGGCAAACGAUGACUCGUAAAUGCUGCAGAUACAAUAAAUUUUUGAAAAAA
Molecule: messenger RNA, 647 nt
Organism: Linderina pennispora
Lineage: Eukaryota; Fungi; Kickxellomycota; Kickxellomycetes; Kickxellales; Kickxellaceae
Exons: 1
Coding region: 142-609 (155 amino acids)
Source: RefSeq, a predicted model, not a curated record